GCCAAUAAUUAAGGAAGAUUCGAGUACAUCGAGUGUCAUAAGUAAUUUUUGCAAGGAUCUUUUACAAAAUGUUGCAAAUUGUCUUAACGUCGAUGAUCGUGUAUUUAAGGGACCUUCUUCAUCAAAUAUUAUGGGGACAGUAUCUGGAGUUUCAGAAUCGUAUAACGAUUCAUCCUAUAAAGGAUCAGAAUUUUAUUGGCUUUCACUUUCUAAUGGUUAUUUUGAGGAUGAGAAGUGGUUUAACUAUGACCUACCUAAAAUAAUUGGAAAUAUUGGAUUUCCCGUAAUAUCAAUUUUUCCUGACAUCAUGAGAGUCUUAAAAAGUUCUAAACACAAAGAUUCUUUUAAAACUUUCUCACCUGCUGUUAUUCGAACUUACUUAGAUUGUAAUCGUACUAGAUGGGAAAAUACGAUACCGAGGAAAGAAGUUUUGGAGCUAUUUAAUUAUAUAUUAAGAGACAAAAAAUUUGACGAAUUAGUAGGCUUCAAGAUGAUUCCGCUCGCAGACGGUACCCUUGAUACUAUAACACAAUCUAGCAAUUCUUGCGUGUAUAUUUGUCCAGACGAUGACAUUAAAGAUAAAAUUGAUGAGCACAAUAUCUUCAAAAGUUAUUUGAACAAAUUUGUUGACAAAUCUAUUGAAUUUGAAUUGUAUAAAUGUUUAUACAAUAAUGCAAAGGCAGGAUGGAAUCUAAAUAUCAAAAUUUUAAAUGAGUCUGUCGUUGCCGAUAUGAUUAGAACUUCAUUAAAUCUUGAUACCAACGAGGGUAGUCGAAUAAGGUCCAUCUUUGGUAGUAUUGGAAAAAAAAUAAGAAAUUCUUUUUCUGAUAAUGAAGAAAUACAAAUAUUAGAUCGUCGUGAGUGGAUUUACCAAUUAUGGGACAACCUUAAAUAUAGAAAUUGGGAUUUGAGAAAAUUUGAAGAUCUUCAUUUAAUACCGACGAGAAAGUCUACUCUUAGAAAAUUAAAUACCUCAAAAAAAGUAUUUUCUCAUCAAAUGAGCAAUAAUGUUUCAAUAUUAAAUUUAAUUCCUAUUUUCGAAAAAUUUGGUGCUGUUUUCGUUGAUAAUGAAUUUGACGCUGGCGAAAUUUCUAAAUGGGAUAAGAUGGCUCCUUAUAUUAUUAAUCCUGACGAUAUUAUAUCAGUUCUGAAUUCUUUCCGUACUGAUGUCUCAUUUCCGGGAAAUUUGCAUUGCACGUUACAAAAAUAUGAAGCAUCAGCGCUAAUUGAAUAUUUAUCCGUUUAUUUACGACUUGCAACUAGAUUUUAUCUCGAGCCGAGGCUUAUUGGUGCUAUAAAACAUCUUCCAAUUUUUGCCGAGAUUGAUAAUAAUACUUCUACAAUUUCGUUGUCGUCUAAAGAAUGGUAUCUUUUGCCUAGGAAUGAGGAAAAUUCAUAUGGAAAAAUUAUUUAUCCAGUACAGAAGGGAGGAUUUCUUAGUGCGAGUUCACAGAAUUUAUGUUAUAUAUUAGAAGAUAUUAUCCAUAUUCCUCGAUUAACUGUAUAUGAAUAUUGGCGACACUAUGUUAUACCAUACCUUGAAUCGCAACAACAAAACGACAUAGAUAUAGUGAUUGACAAACUUUUUGAUCGAUUACCAUCCUUACUUGAUGAUGACCUAAAUUUGAAAGAUGUUCUAGGAGGAAUUUCUUUUGUACCUGUUGGUACGUUUAAAAUGUCACAGCAACAAAACAUACCUGCUAAUAUAAAGUUAGUCAAACCAACAGAAUUAUUUGAUCCAGAAGAAAAGGCGUUGGUAAAUCUAUUUUUCGAUGAAGAACAAGUCUUUCCUAUUGGCAAAUAUGGUAUUCCACAACCCUCAUUUUCCAAAAAAUUCCUUUUAAAUUUGAGAUCAUUGGGAAUCAAACCAGUUCUUUCUCCAAAUGAUGUCAUUUCUCGAAUCAAUACUAUUGUAACACGAAGACUGCAAUCUGACGUUCAGGGCAAAGCAUUAAACCUUUUUAAAUAUAUUGAUGAAAAUUGGGAUGUGCUUAAUGAUAAUGAUACUCAAAACCAGAUGACUCGUAUGACAAAUAAUAACAAUCAUGCAUUCUUGAAAGUAAUUCUGGAAAAAGAAUGGAUCCCAUCCUUUGACGCGUCUGAGAAACUGGUCUUUUCGAAGCCUAAAAAUUGUUAUUGUCAAAAAGACAAAAAUUUGAUUAGUCUGGUCUCUCCGGUAAUCGAAAUUAAAGUUAAUAACGAGAAAUUUUUACAACAUUUAGGAUGGGAUACUUAUCCUGAAGUUGCGAAGGUUCUAAAACAGUUGGAACUUUGUUAUAAAGGUGUUUCUAAUAAGCAACCACCCAAGAAUUUGAAAACAAUUUGUACAGAGAUUUAUAAAUAUAUGAAUGACGCCUUUAAAGCAAGUGAUAAUAAGUCUAAAGAAGAAUUUGAUACUAUGAAGAAAUAUUUGAAAUAUAAGCCGUGGAUUUUAUAUGAAGGACAAUUUUAUCCAACUGAAAAGGUUGUCUUUAGUCUUCCAAAUAAAUUUCAAAAUAAUGAUUCUUUGAUUGUUGAACUUCCUAUAGAAUAUAAUAGUAAAUUUAAAUCUUUAUUUAAACAUAUGGGAGUUCGAGAUGAAAUUGGAGUUAAAGAUUUAAUCACAAUGAUUAAAAAUACGUUGAAAGGAAAUAAAGAUAAAGUCUUAUCUGCAAAUGAAAUAAACAAUGUUAUUCGAAUUAUUGAACAAAUCGUAAAGAUUCAAAAAGAAAGUAAGAGAGAAGGGGAUAAGUUGGAAAAAUUAGAUGGUUUAUUGAUUCCAAGUAAUGACAAUAUGCUUGUUGAAUUACAUGAAAUUCACUUUGAUGAUAUGGAUGAUAGACUUGAAGAAGAAAUGAGAAGCAAACUUAAAAUUACUCAUAAUCUUGUAACUUUGGAUGUUGCCAGAGAAUUGGAAAUCCAAACUUUAACGGGAAAAAUAUACGGUAAUAAUAAUAAACUAGUGUAUUCAAGAUUAUAAGGUUUAAUGUUUUAAGUAUAAUUUAAAUAAAAAUUUAUCAAUUAUAGGUAAUAAUUAUGCCGGAGAUAUAGAUUGGAAGAUAUAUGAACAAAACGAAUCAUUGACUACUAGAAUAAAAAAUAUUAUCAAGGUAAUUAAUUUUUCGAUAUUAUAUUAAACCAAACAAUUCUGAUGAUUAAAAAUUAUACAUUUUGAUUGUUAAUGUAUUAUAUUGG
Molecule: messenger RNA, 3174 nt
Organism: Rhizophagus irregularis DAOM 181602=DAOM 197198
Lineage: Eukaryota; Fungi; Glomeromycota; Glomeromycetes; Glomerales; Glomeraceae
Source: RefSeq, a predicted model, not a curated record